This is a messenger RNA of Drosophila nasuta, 4345 nucleotides long. It is a transcript of the gene dock, whose product is annotated as SH2/SH3 adaptor protein dock. Lineage: Eukaryota; Metazoa; Arthropoda; Insecta; Diptera; Drosophilidae. Gene Ontology annotation, cellular component: cytoplasm. Gene Ontology annotation, molecular function: signaling adaptor activity; receptor tyrosine kinase binding. The coding region runs from base 929 to 2509 and encodes 526 amino acids. Gene Ontology annotation, biological process: cell migration; ephrin receptor signaling pathway. The transcript is spliced from 6 exons. The record is from RefSeq and is a predicted model, not a curated record.
ACUAUCGAAAUUGUAGAGAGCGACGAAGAAGUUGCUCCGGUAAAACUGCUUAAAAAAAUUGAUAAUUUAACGCGAAAUCUUACUUAAAAAGUAUUCAAUUGCAUUCACUAAAUGCACUAAAGUGCGGUUGCGUUCUAAUUCGAUACGGAAAGGGUACAAAUUCAAGAAAAUCGUUAGUUUUGUGUAAUUUUCAUCUGGGCAGCAUACAUAAUAUACAUAUACGUACAAUACAUACGUGCAUACAACAGACAGACUCACACACGAACAGAUGUACACACAUAAUGUACUUUUAAAGUGUAUUAUUAUUAUUGUGAACGUCGUGUAAAGAGUGCAAUACACUUUUGCUAAAAUUUUGAAUAUUGUUUGCUGCGUGUGAAGAAAGUGCAUUUUUACAUGAGUGCUUCUACUGCUGCUGCUUCACAAAGGGCUGGGGCCGUUGGCUGCUGCUAGGAGUUGCCUUACGUCGCCGUCUCUGCGCUGUCGUCGUUGCCGUCGCCAAAACUUUCGUCUCCGCCAAAGUAUGCAUUGGCAAGUGGAAGCAACAUGCAACAUGCAGCAUCAAAAGCUCCAAGACUAACACGAACAACAUCAACAGCCACUCACCAUAAACCACAAAAGUCACAGAAACCACAACAAACGCAAACACCAUCAUCAUCAUCAUCACCAUCAUCAUCUAGAAGAAUAACUUAAUCAUCGUAAACAGAAUUAGAAGCAAGUACAAUUUGUUGCUAUUGCUGCUGCUCACGCUUUGCUAUUGCUAAUUGCUGUUGUUGUCAUCCUUGUUGUUGUUGUUGCUGCCAUUUGAAGUAGAAGAAACUAUUGAAUCACACGUAGCCGUGGCCUUAACUGGCCUCAACUCUCGAUAGGAGCAGCAGCAACAGCAGCCGGGCCAACGAACGGCGAGGCCCACUGAGGAGGCCACAGUGGAAUGUUGGAAUAUCCACAGCGAUUUGCGCGCAACAUCCCCAACUCCUCCGCGGACAACAGCAGCAGCAACAACACAGCUGGGCAGUAUCCACCGCAGCUGCCACAGCAUCAGAACUAUCAGAGCACCUAUCGCUCCCAAGGACCCGGCUCUUCGCCAGCGCAUCAUCAGCGUCAAUCGUCAGCAGCGGCGCAGGCGCAGCAUCAUCGCACACUGUCGACGGCCUCCAGUUGCAGUGCCCAACACAAAAGUGUGACCUUCGGCCAGCCAGCGUCAACUGGCGACUACAGCAACGGCAGCAGCAGCGGUAACUCCAGUUGCAGUGCCGCUGGCAACGCUGGACCACAAUCAAUGGCGGGCAACAUGAAGCACGGAAAAUCUCAAGAAGACGUCUGCUAUGUGGUGGCCAAAUACGAUUAUGCUGCCCAAGGCGCCCAGGAGCUGGAUUUGCGCAAGAACGAGCGCUAUCUCCUGCUCGACGAUUCUAAGCACUGGUGGCGUGUCCAGAACAGUCGCAAUCAGUCCGGCUAUGUGCCCAGCAACUAUGUGAAGAAGGAGAAGCCCUCGCUCUUCGACAGCAUCAAGAAGAAGGUGAAAAAGGGCUCCGGGUCCAAGACACUGCCCAAUUGUUCGCCGUCGCGUCAAAUCGAGAGUCCAACCAUGUCGCGUCGCCUGCCCCCAGAUCCAUCGGAGGCAAUUGGCAGCGCCAUUGUCAAGUACAACUAUCAGGCGCAGCAGCCGGAUGAGCUAUCGCUCACGAAAGGCACCCGCAUCCUCAUACUGGAGAAGUCCAAUGAUGGCUGGUGGCGUGGCCAGAGUGGCAACUCAGUGGGCUGGUUCCCCAGCAAUUACACAACCGAAGAUUGUGAUAACGAUGGCGAGAUACACACCUAUGCCAUGGCGGAGAAUGUGCUUGACAUUGUGGUGGCGCUCUACAGUUUCACUUCGAAUAACGACCAAGAACUGUCGUUCGAGAAGGGCGAUCGCCUGGAGAUUGUCGACAGGCCCGCCUCCGAUCCGGACUGGUAUAAGGCACGCAACAACCAGGGCCAAGUCGGUUUAGUUCCACGCAAUUAUCUACAAGAGUUAAACGACUACUUGGCCACGCCAUAUCGCAACACCAGCGGCAAUGCUGGCAAUGGCAACCAGCAGGCUGCUAGCAACGGUGCCAACUCCAGUGGCAACGGAGGCGAUUCCAUGGAGCGUCGCAACGAGGGCAACAACAAAUCCUCGCAACCAUCACAGCCCAUCGAGCGUCCCAAUUUGGCAGGCAAGUCGUGGUACUAUGGCGCCAUCACGCGCAGCCAAUGCGACACCGUGCUCAAUGGACACGGCCACGACGGUGACUUCCUCAUCAGAGACAGUGAGACUAAUAUGGGCGAUUACUCGGUUUCCCUUAAGGCGCCCGGACGCAACAAGCAUUUCCGUGUGCACGUCGAGCAGAAUAUGUAUUGCAUUGGACAGCGCAAGUUCCAUUCGCUGGACCAGCUCGUCGAUCACUACCAAAGAGCACCCAUCUACACAAACAAGCAGGGCGAAAAGCUAUAUUUGGUGCGCUCACUGCCAAAGGCCAAUGGCACGUAAAUUGUGAGCACAACACAACAGACGGCGAAAGCAUCUCAUGAGAAUAGCGCAUAGAAUAUUACUACUCGUAAUCUAUAAAAUAAUACUACACAUACAAAACAAAACAAAAUAACUGGAAAACAAAGGCAAACAGCAAACAUGAAAAAGAUACAAACUUUAAACUACAAACACACAUAAUGCGGUGCAGCUUGAUCGAAGAUUGUAGUGUAUUUGAGUUAGGCUUUUGGCAAAUAGCGACUAAAUGUCUGUAUUGUAUAUAUAAAUCGGUUGGUUAAGUGCGAUUGAUUCGAUCGAUUUGAUUAAUUCGUUAAUUCCUCGUGUCUCAAGCAACAACAGACUUUUUGUACUUUUAUAAAAUUACAUACGUAUAAAUAUUAACGAUUAAUUAACGCUUCUAUUGCUAUUUGACAUUGGCCAGCUUUCAAAUGUCUUUUUUAUGUGUAUUCCGUUUGAUUUUGAAAAAAGAUUUAAAGUAAAGCACAAGAACGAAAUUCUAGAUGUGAACAUGCAUUACACAAUUACGAUACUCUAUAAUACGAUAUUCCAAUAACGAUGUUGUAGCAGGUCUGCUUUUAAAUCCCCAAUACUAAACACAUUAUGUACUUGAUUUCUAAUGUAGAUCUAUGAGAGAGAGUGAAGUGAAGUGAGCAGCCAAUUGUCUAUUAACCGAGCGUAUGUGUAUUUUGCUAAUGCUUUGUAAACCUAUAAAAUGCUCACCCUAGGGCUAUAUAUAGAUAUAUAUAUAUGAUAAUGCCGCAUAUACCAAAAUCAUACCGAUACCUUUGAGUAUGUAAAUAUAUAAGCGGAGUUACCACACCCAAGAAACCUAAACCACCAGCAGCCGGACACUGUUUCAGAAAAAGAAGCAAACAAAGAAGAUUGGUUUCUGGGCCACAGAGAAACAGAGAGAGAUAGAGAAAGAAAGCGAUAAGGGGAGAAGACAUCACUAUCACUACCCAAACACAGUCAUUCUUGUUAUUACAAAUUUAAUUAUCAUCUAAACGAUAUAAUCAUAAUGCAAAACAAAAUACCAAUAAUAUCUACAACAGCUGUUCUAGCCGCAUAAUUAGUAUAAACAUAAUCAUCGUAUGAAUCACAAUGAGAGAAAGAGGAAACCUCAGCCCUCCCCGACCCGAGGCAACCACAACACUGAACCCCCAAUCCCCCCAGCCCCUAUAAUAUUUAUAAAUAAUAUACAUAUAUACUACGCAUAUAAGCCAUACUGUACAGUUGAUGAUGAUGCAAUGCAAUGCUAACCUAAGCACACCUUCACAUACUUGAUGUAUACACAUUAUUAUUUAUAUUUAUCCUUACUCUUAAACUUAUACUUCGUAUAAACUCGACUCUACUCUACUCUACUAUAAUUUACUUCUUAUUUAUUGAUAAGUAGAAACACAGCGAUUCCAGCUUUAAUUUUGUUUAAUUAUUACACAUUUUGUUUGCCGUUUUUUCAUUGAUUUUUGAUUAAUAUUAUUAUUGGUUUUGUUUUGAUUUAGCUUAAGUAAAAAAUAGAGCAAGAGGAGGAGGAGGACAGUGAAAGGAUCACGAUCAUGAUUGGGAUCGAGAUCGGGAUCACUAAUGGGCGGUUAGAGCUUGAUGCUUUAGAUGGGCGCUUGGAGAUGGAUUACAUCCAUCUCAAUCGAUGAUGAUAAUGGAGUUUAAAUGACUUUCGACUUUAUUUCAUAUGCGAAUUUUUUAAAUAUAUACAUAUACAUAUUAAUAUAAAUAUUAAAUAAUUUAUAGUAAUUUAAACAAUUGCUAAACCACAACUAGUACUAAAAAAAAGAAGAUGAGAACAAACUAGAAAUUAUACCGAAACGGAAAUGAAUAAAAAUA